AGCCAACUGUAAGCCUACAGUAUAUACGGAUUACGGCAUGGGAAACACUGCGGUGUGUCAGUGGCGUUUAAUGGUGUUACAUUGCAACGCAAACAAAGACAUUAUUUACUGUCUAUAUAAUAACAAGUGCUAAAUAAUCUUAAAUGUGAAAUGUCUAACGCUAAAGUUAUCAUAGAACUUGAACAAACUGAUGGAACUUAUGCUCCAGGUGAUAAUGUAACUGGCUCAGUAUUGAUUCGACUUGAGCGAGCCACUAAAUGCAAAGGAAUUUCAAUAAAAGUCGAAGGUGUAUGUUCCGUUUUAUGGGUACAGGAAGAAAAGAGAAAAAAUGUUUAUGGACGUAAAGAAAAAUAUUUACAAAAUUACAGUUCCGUCGAGACGUAUUUCGAUCGAACGUUUUAUUUAAUAAGAAGCACAGACAACGAUGAUAUCAGACAAUUGCCCGCUGGUGAAAAUCAUUAUCCUUUUAAUUUUGUCUUGCCACAAAAUGUCCCCUGUUCAUUUGAACAUAAAUUUGGAAGUAUUUUAUAUUUCAUCACAGCGACAUUUAUAGAAGUCACUGAAUUACUCGAUGAAGCAGUUUUAUUAAAUCCAUUUGAUAAAAUAAAAUUAAAAGUGCUUACGCCAUUUAAUUUGAAUCAAAUAUCACGAGCAGCGGUUGGUAUUGAUGAUGAGGAAUACCAAAAUUACAGCUGUAUGUGUUUCAUAAAAAUGGGCUCUUUACACGCUCGUGUAAAAACGCCGAUUAGUGGAUUUAUUCCUGGUCAAACAAUUGAAGUUACUGUAAGUUUCUACAAUGACUCUUCUUCCGUUGAAGUGACAAAAAUAAAAGUGGCUCUAGAAAAGAUUCUCAAAUUUCAAGCAACCAGGCCUAAGAAUAAGAUUAGAAGCGAACGGUCAAUAAUUGGAAAGGAUAAAAAACGUGGAUCAUUCGGUGACAAAAAUGAAGUUAAUUUGUUUAUAAAAGUACCACAGGUGCUGCCUUCUAAUUUAGUUUAUUGCUCUUUGGUGGAAAUUCAAUAUCGACUGAAAGUCAAGAUUGUUUCGUCCGGAACGCAUGGCAAUAUUGAAAAGAGUUAUCCAAUUUUAAUUGGAACCACACCACUUUAUACGACUUCAACGACAAUUGUACCUCUGAUUCGUGUUCAACAUGCUCCAUCAGUUGUACCAUCAGCUCCAGCGAUAGACUCUAUAGUGCCAGUUUCUCAAGGCAACAUGAAUCUCAAUCAUUCUUCGUCGAGCCACCAAGAAACGCCAAUUGUUAAUCAGUCAUUUUCUUUAGUUCAUAAUGUUCAAGAGGAAUACCAACCAAUUGGAUUUGUCUUCACAAAUCAUUUAAAUCACUCUCAGAGCUCUUCAAGGCAACCUGAAACGCCGCCACCUUCUUACGAAGAAUGCACGUCUAACUCGUAAAUUAUAGUUCCUCCAUGACUAAAAAAAAAGUAGUAAAUUGAUUUUACAAUGUGAUAUACCAUAGUUAAUAAGAACUUCACAAAUCAUCGACUUCUGCGAAAAACAUCACACCAUCAUCGUCUUCAUCAUCAAAUUCAAAGAAGAUGCUCUAAACUUUACAAAAAAAAGUCUUCAGUCACAAAAAAAAACAUAUCAAACAGACAAUAAAAGAAGAAAAAAUUCUUAAAUGUGUCUAUGGCACUUUUAUCUUUUUUCAAGAUGUAUUUUUUUACAUCAAAAUCUAUUUAAUCUCUUUUUUUCGAAUUCACAAAAACACUUAACACACAAACAAUCGGUAUUAUUUUCACCAAACUGAGAUUGCUUGAUAGAUUUAGUAUUAUAUAUAAUUAUAUACAUUUUGUCUGUAUAUUAUAUUUAAAAUUUAUACUUUUAUACACCUUAAAAAUUUCACCUCCCAUUCCCAUGUUGGAAGUUUCUAUUAAUAUAACCGCAAAGCUGCAAAACCCAAAAAAUAUAAUUUAUAUUUUACCGAAUCAAUGGUAUGAUAAAAAAGUAAAAUUUUAAAAUUUAUGACGAAAGAAAAAAAAAUGUCAGACUAUAUACUUUUUUGUCGUACCACAAUUCUUACUAUUAAUUAUAAUUCUAUUUCAUGUUUUAUUGAAUAUUUAUUAUUGUGAAUGAAAAAUUUAUAAAUAAAACAACUAAAAAUUAAAUUGUUCUUAUAUUUAAGGAAGGUGUUUAUCCUUUUAUUAUUAUAAUUUCGUUACAGCUCGGAAAGCAUAAGAAUUUAGCUAGCAAAAUUUAAAAUAAUUUCAUUUUCAAAAUUCAAAAUAGCGGAUCCAAUAUGGCGGACAUUUUUUAAAAAAUUGGUCAAAUUCGAUUGAAUCUUGUUACUCGGGUGGUUUUCGAGGUCUUUGAUUACGAAUCUGAAGUCAGAUUUUCAAAAUUCAAAAUGGCGGAUCCAAUAUGGCGGACCUUGAAAACUUUCAAUCGAAUUUGAGAAAUUUCUGAAAAAAUAUGUCCGACAUUUAUUUUAUCUAAGUUGAGCCUUAAAAUAAUAGGAUAGAGAAUUGGUAAAUAAAUUAUUUCAACACAAAUCUUGUAUAUUUACACAAUUUAUUUUAUAUCUCAACAUCUUCAUAUCAUAAUCCUCAAUAUUUAAGUCAAUAGUAAAAGUAACUCUUAACAGUUAAAAGACGAAUCGUGUACUUACAAUAAAUUGAGGAGAAAUUACGAUAUUUCACUUUUAAAUCAUCAUUUUUUUUCCAUUCGCAUUAACAGCGAAGACGAUCCUUUUCUUUCUUUUUUUUUAGGAUCAAGAGAUAUUAAAAAAAGCAAUUACGGAAGUUUCACAAUAUACAGAAAACAGAUUACGUGGAGAUUUUUUUUUUAACAAGUAUAAAACCUGUUCGGCUUUUUGAGGGCUCGCUGGCCGACUCUCGUCUCUAUUCUAAAGAAAAAAAAAAAGAAUUGUUUUAUAAACAAAAUUCACACAUUGCAGAAUCUUCUUCAUUUGGAGAAAAAUGAAAUGUCGAUUACAAAAAGAAAACUAAUUGUUAACUAUUAUGAUAAUAAACUCUUGUAAUAAUAAUUGUAGACAACAAUUUUACUUUUCUCCGCUCGUAACAAAAAUUUUGUCUAUCGUGUCAACUUCUUGAAAAUAUUUCGAAAUUUAUAAAAAAAAAACGAUGAUACAUGAUAAUUUUUUUUCACGUUCUGUGCAACAAAUGUUUAACUUAAGCACAAAAAAAUAAUUGAUUUUUUUUUUAUUUUUUAAUUUUAUAUAAACAAAUAGUUACAAUUAAUCGUUGAAAGAAGAAUAUUCUAGGAUUGCUUUUAAUGUCGAUCUAUGGUUCGUAGAUAUUUGUUUUUUUUUUUAUUGUAAAUAAGUUGUUGUACCCGAGAAGUAAAAAGGAACUGUGCGCUCCAGCUUUACAAAAAAAUUCGUCCGCCAUUAUGUUACAAUAAUAUUUCCCUUGGUUCAGGACAACCAACCCUCAAUAUAUUAUUAUCAUAAAUAAAUUUGGUCUAUCGGUUAUUCUGUCCUACAAAUCGAAAAAACGUAGGUUAGUAAAAUUUUCGCUCAGGUCGAAAUUCCUAUAGUUUAGACACACGAAAAUGAACCUUAAGCUCUAAUGUCACUUACUUACGUUUUUUCGCUGUAGGGUCGUAAUAAUGUCAAUACGCCGGUACAAAAAAAGAAACUGGCAGUAUUUGGUUUAGGGAAAGUCAAGAUUACUGGAAAUAGUGAUAAAAAAUCGAAAAAAGUUUUACAGUCGUUUCUUUUGCUGUACAAUUGAGGUGUUUUACAAUAAGCCACAGAAAGGAGUAUUUCAAGUUUGAUAAUCUUAAAUUUCAAAAAAAAAAUUAACAUCCAGUAAACUUGAAAUUCAAAAAAGAUGGCCUUGUUAGGUAUUUUGCAAAUCUAGUGGCUAUAAACGAUAAACACCCUCAAAAGUUACAAUUUUAUUUGCUUAGAAAAUUUUAUUUUUUCGCAAAAUCAAAGCUUGCAGAAAGGGUCAAAAUUUAUUUUAAAAAAUCAGUCUUUCAAUGGAUACAGUUUAAAUAUCAGGGUUGAUUACUUUUUUCAUCAAGGAAACAAAUAUAAAAAGAAGAAAAACUCUCGCCCCAAGGGAUAAUUCGAUUACUUCCAUCGAUUCGCAAAAUUACCCUGAACAGCCUAUUUUUAAAGUAUUUUAAGACCCACAUAUCUGUUUAUAAAUCCGCGGUAGAUUCGCUUUUAAAAAAAUAAUCAGUGUUAUAGUGUAACAUACUGGGUUCAAGACAGACAUCAACAUUUCUACUUUAGUUGUGUGUACGACUCGAUACAACAUUAAUGUUUUUAUCGAGAUUGAGAAUAAUUUGUAUAUUACAUCAACGACUUCGUUGAUCCAAGUCAUGAACCAGAGAUUAACUGUGUCGUGCACAUGGUUUUUUUUAUUGUGUGGAAUUUCGUGUACUUGUUAUGUGUGUACGUUUACGCGAUCAUUUUUUUUUUUUAUAUCAUUUUCUCAGUCUGCACACGCUCCAAAAAAUAUC
Leptopilina heterotoma is the source of this 4452-nucleotide messenger RNA. RefSeq names its product arrestin domain-containing protein 1-like. The record is from RefSeq and is a predicted model, not a curated record. Gene Ontology annotation, cellular component: cytoplasm. Bases 151 to 1413 code for a protein of 420 amino acids. Gene Ontology annotation, biological process: protein transport. The transcript is spliced from 7 exons. Lineage: Eukaryota; Metazoa; Arthropoda; Insecta; Hymenoptera; Figitidae.